AUGAAGGCCUCAACUCUCCUCGCCAUCCUCCCCUUGGCCAUGGCCGCCCCCUCUAAGCGGUCCUUCCCGGCCCCAGUCCUUGUUCCCCGUGACGCUCAGCUCGUCGAAGGCAAGUACAUCGUUAAGAUGAAGGAAAAGGCUGCAUUUUCCGCCGUCUCCUCUGCCAUCUCCUCCAUUGCUGCCGAUGCCGACUACACUUACGAGGCCUUCAACGGAUUUGCUGCCAAGCUUACCGAUGAGGAGCUUGAGAAGCUCCGUGGGGACCCGAACGUCGACUACAUUGAGCAGGACGCCAUCGUGACCAUCUAUGCCACGCAGCAAAAUGCCGACUGGGGAUUGGCUCGCCUCUCAAGCCAGAAAGCUGGCACCACCACCUAUACCUACGAUGACAGCGCUGGCGAGGGUACUUGCGCCUUCAUCAUCGACACUGGUGUCGAGGCAUCCCACCCUGAGUUUGAAGGCCGCGCCACGUUCCUCAAGAACUUCGCUGGUGACGGCCAGGAGACCGAUGGCAACGGUCACGGUACUCACGUCGCUGGAACCAUUGGCUCCAAGACGUACGGUGUUGCCAAGAAGACCAAGCUCUUCGGAGUAAAGGUCCUCGACGCCCAGGGCAGCGGCUCCAACUCCGCUGUCAUUGCUGGUAUGGAAUUCGUCGCCCAGGAGGCCAAGGGCCAGCAGAGCAAGUGCCCCAAGGGUAUCGUUGUCAACAUGUCCCUCGGUGGCCAAAGGUCUUCCGCCGUCAACCAGGCCGCUCAAGCCAUCAGCAGCGCCGGCCUCUUCCUCGCUGUCGCUGCGGGCAACGAUGGGAAGGACGCCAGUGGCUACUCGCCUGCCUCGGAGCAGUCCGCCCGCACCGUCGGCAGCGGCUCCAACUCCGCUGUCAUUGCUGGUAUGGAAUUCGUCGCCCAGGAGGCCAAGGGCCAGCAGAGCAAGUGCCCCAAGGGUAUCGUUGUCAACAUGUCCCUCGGUGGCCAAAGGUCUUCCGCCGUCAACCAGGCCGCUCAAGCCAUCAGCAGCGCCGGCCUCUUCCUCGCUGUCGCUGCGGGCAACGAUGGGAAGGACGCCAGUGGCUACUCGCCUGCCUCGGAGCAGUCCGCCUGCACCGUCGGUGCUACUACCAAGACGGAUGCUCUCGCCCAGUACUCUAACCACGGCUCCAUCGUUGAUGUCCUCGCCCCGGGCUCCGACAUCGCGUCGACCUGGAUCAACGGCGGGGUCAACACCAUCUCCGGUACGUCCAUGGCUUCGCCACACGUUGCCGGCAUUGGCGCCUACUUCCUGGGCAAGGGUGCAUCAGUUCAGGGCCUCUGCGACUCUAUCAAGCAGAAGGGCAUCAGGGGUGCCAUUCAGGGUGUUCCAGGCACUACUCCCAACGUCUUGAUCAACAACGGCGAGGGCAGUAACUCCACCAGCCCCAUUGGCUUUUAA
This is a messenger RNA of Metarhizium acridum CQMa 102, 1431 nucleotides long. Lineage: Eukaryota; Fungi; Ascomycota; Sordariomycetes; Hypocreales; Clavicipitaceae. The record is from RefSeq and is a predicted model, not a curated record.